Molecule: messenger RNA, 210 nt
Organism: Penicillium concentricum
Lineage: Eukaryota; Fungi; Ascomycota; Eurotiomycetes; Eurotiales; Aspergillaceae
Exons: 3
Coding region: 1-210 (69 amino acids)
Source: RefSeq, a predicted model, not a curated record
AUGAGCAACCCUGCCAUCCGCGUGCUUGCGCCAUCCAAGAAAAACUCAUUUGAUGAGGCCAAGUGCCAAACACAAAUUGACGCUUUGUACGAAUGCUGCAAUGCCUUCUACCAAGAGCGAGGUGACCAGGCAUCUACCGUCAGCUGCCCUAAAGCAAAUUUGCUGCGGUUGAAGAUGAGACAACGAGCCCAAGCAGCAGAGAAGCAGUGA